CAAAACGAACGUUUGGUGGAGGUGACGUAUUUCCGCUCGAGUGGAAUCACUCGGUGUGCGCAUGCGCGAGAAAGUGAGCGGAGUUCGCGAGGAGAGAGAGUUAUACGAGUUGAUUAAAGAAAAUGUGGGAGACAAAUCAUGCCAGAAGUGGAGAAAACCCCAAACAGAAAGAUUUAAAGAAAAGAAGAGCCAAGAAAUCUUUCACCUCCACUCAGUGUGGAAAGAGUUUCACAUACAAACAUCAUCUUGAGCGUCACAUGAGAGUUUAUACUGGAGAGAAGCAGCACGCAUGUGAUCAGUGUGAUAAAACAUUUUUGUGUGCUUCAGACCUGAAGAAACACCUAGUAGUUCAUACACAGGAGAAGCCACAUUCAUGUCAUUUGUGUGGAAAGAGUUUUUCACUUCUACAAUAUUUGAAAAGACAUCAGAAAAUACAUACUGGUGUGAGAGACUACAUGUGCUUUGAGUGUGGGAAGACUUUUACUACAGCAAAGUGUUUAAAACUGCACCAGAGGAUUCACACUGGAGAAAAACCUUAUAAGUGUUCACACUGUGACAAGAGAUUUAAUCAUUCUGGAACACUGAAAACACAUGAGAUGACCCACACUGGAGAGAAACCGUUCACAUGUGAUCAGUGCGGGAAGAGAUUUUGUAGAGAUAGAGUCCUGAAACAGCACAUGGUAGUUCAUACAAAGGAGAAGCCACAUUCAUGUCAUUUGUGUGGAAAUAGGUUUUCACAUCGACAAAGUUUGAAAAUACAUCAGAAAAUACAUACUGGUGUGAGAGAUUACAUGUGCUUUGAGUGUGAGAAGACUUUUACUACAGCGGGCAGUUUAAAACAGCAUGAGAGGAUUCACACUGGAGAGAAACCUUACAAGUGUUCACACUGUGACAAGAGAUUCAGAGAUUCAAGACACCUGAAAACACACGAGAUGAUUCACACUGGAGAGAAACCAUUCACAUGUGAUCAGUGCGGGAAGAGAUUCACACUAAAAGCACCCCUUACAGACCACAUGAGAGUUCAUACUGGAGAGAAACCAUUCACUUGUGAUCAGUGCGGAAAGAGUUUCUCACACUCAUCAGACCUUAAGCUACACAUGGACAUCCACACUGGAGAGAAACCGUACACAUGUGAUCAGUGCGGGAAAACAAUUUUGUGGGCUUCAGUCCUGAAGCAGCACCUGACUGUUCAUACAAAGGAGAAACCACAUUCAUGUCAUUUGUGUGGAAAGAGUUUUGCGUGUCCAGAACAUUUAAAAGUGCAUCAGAAAGUACAUACUGCUGUGAGAGAGUACAUGUGCUUUGAGUGUGAAAAGACUUUUACUACAGCGGGCAGUUUAAAACAGCAUGAGAGGAUUCACACUGGAGAGAAACCUUACAAGUGUUCACACUGUGACAAGAGAUUCAGUCAUUCAGGAAACCUGAAAACACAUGAGAGGAUUCACACUGGAGAGAAACCUUACAAGUGUUCACACUGUGUCAAGAGAUUCAUUCGGUCAGGAGACCUGAAAACACAUGAGAGGAUCCACACUGGAGAGAAACCAUACACAUGUGAUCAGUGCGGGAAGAGUUUUGCAAUAAAAGGAAGCUUUACAUACCAUAUGAGAAUUCAUACGGGAGAGAAACCGUUCACUUGUGACCAGUGCGGACAAAGUUUCAAACACUCAUCGACCCUCAAGGUACACAUGAACAUCCACACUGGAGAGAAACCUUAGAAGUGUUCACAAUGUGACAAGAGAUUCAGUCGGUCAGAACACCUGAAAACACAUGAGAGGAUCCACACUGGAGAGAAACCGUAUCACUGCACUGCAUGUGGGAAGUGUUUCACUGAUUCAUCUUCUCUACACAGACAUACAAAAAACAAUCACAAUAAGUAGAUCAUCUUCAGAUCUGAUGCUGCGUCCUCACCAAAUGUGACACAAUAAUGGAUUAAGCAGUGAAAUAUCAUCUGGAUAAAUCUGUCAUAAGUGACAAGACAAAGAAACAUUAUCUGAAGUUUUCACAGUGAAUAAAGUUCAUCUUCAAAACCAGCAGAUUCAACUGUGAUUCAGAUCAACUCAAAGGUGGAGUUCAUCUCCAAAGAACAAUGUCACAAAGUUUUAUUCUUGUGUAUCAUUUUGCUUCAUGAUAUAAGUGACAUCAUUGUGCUUUCUUAUGGGUUUCAUAUGAUGUUCAGUUGUUUCAUAUUAUGUUCAAUAUGUUUAAUAAGCAGGAUUGUAAGAAUAAUAACACCAAUACAACCUUACCGAUAACCAUCUAUACUUUUUAAUAGGGGAGAGAGAUCAAGCUCAUUAGUUUUCACUUUUACUUAGCUAAUUUUUGUAUUUUCUGUUUGUUAGAAAAAGUACAAUCCCUUCAAGAUGUUUUAUCUUAUUGAGUGUGAGUGAUCUCAUCUCUUAUCUUACUCCUGGCCUCCCUUUCUUUGCCCUUGUUUCUCUCCUUUCUCCCAUCUGUGUUCUCUUUCUCUCUAUUCUCUAGUUCUAUAUCUCUUUACCUCAAUGUAUACACGCAUGCGCAGAUGAUACAUAGAGUUCAAUCAGUGAAGAAUGGUGGGGGGCCUCUAUAGGCCCAGGUUACUGGGUUUAGUUCGUCCUUUACUGAAAGUUGAAGAGUCCCAGUGUCAGUAUUAUCUUUAUAUGUCUAGUAUUUUCUGAUCAUAUACUUACCUCAUCUAACUUGUUGUUUUGGCUCAUACUCAACACAUAUGUUAUCUAUAUAUUAUUGGUUAAAAGGGCUGUACCACCCUUAUUGUAUCCUUAUAUAUACCCAGUGUAAGACAAUAAAGAUUUGAAGUGAAGGUAUACUCAGAUUUUGUGUCUGUUGUGCAUU
This is a messenger RNA of Cyprinus carpio (common carp), 2829 nucleotides long. Its product is annotated as zinc finger protein 271-like. The coding region runs from base 123 to 1715 and encodes 530 amino acids. NCBI's taxonomy places the organism in Eukaryota, Metazoa, Chordata, Actinopteri, Cypriniformes, Cyprinidae. The transcript is spliced from 2 exons. The record is from RefSeq and is a predicted model, not a curated record.